Messenger RNA from Sorex fumeus (smoky shrew), 2818 nucleotides. RefSeq names its product coiled-coil domain containing 191 (gene CCDC191). The record is from RefSeq and is a predicted model, not a curated record. The coding region runs from base 57 to 2798 and encodes 913 amino acids. Gene Ontology annotation, molecular function: phosphatase binding. The transcript has 17 exons. NCBI's taxonomy places the organism in Eukaryota, Metazoa, Chordata, Mammalia, Eulipotyphla, Soricidae.
GAUGCAGAAGAAGCGCUGUGGGCGAUCUGGCCCACGGCCCGGCCGGAACCUGCACAAUGCUGCUGGCCUCUCAGGAAGGUUCCUCCUCGAGGAAGAGGACGGAGCUGAAUCGCUGGAGGCAGUUUGCGAGGAAGCCAAAGCCCCAGAUUGCCUUUGAUCCUGACAAUGUGGAACACUGGAUGAAGAAAGUGGAAAAAGCCUCAGAACUUGCUGUUUCCAAAGUUUUUUCUUCUGGAAAUUCAGAUAUAUCUAAAAGACUUUUGGACCAAAUUAUAGAUCUGGAAGUAUCUGAACAAAUGGAGGAUCAUGAUGAAAUCUAUGCAGAAGCUCAGGAGCUGGUCAAUGACUGGUUGGACAUCAGACUUCAACAGGAACUGGCAAGUGAUGGAGAAGAUGAUGCAGAAACUACUGUGCCGAGUGUCCCUCCUGUACUAGAAACACAUCACCAUUUGAAAUAUGACAGGUUUGAUGAUUUAUGUGACUAUUUGGAGGAAGAAGAGGAAGGGGACACUGUUAAAAAAUUUAUAGAUCAUCUGCUCCAUAAAGAUGUGGUGGAUUCUGGGGUGUUGGAUGAUCUUCGAAUGAAGGAAAACCAAGACCAGAAGCAGCAGAAGGAUCCUCGUCUUACCAUGGAGAUGAGACAUAAGCAGGUAAAAGAAAAUCGCUUAAGACGUGAAAAAAAACUGGAGCGCCAGCGAAUUGAAAGGAACCUGAAAAAAUCAGCAUUUCUAGAGGCUCAGUAUCUGGUACAAGAAGAGAAGAAAAGGAAGGCUCUGGAAGCCAAGAAAGAGGAGGAAGAAAUUCGAAGGGAGAUGGUAAAGCUGCGGAGGGAGAUCAUUGAGAGGAGAGUCACUGUUGAGGAAGCAUGGAAAUUAGAGAAGAAAAAGCAAGAAGAACGUUCUUCAAAACCUCCAGAAAAAUACAUGUUUCAAAAUGUUCAUAUUCAGCUGGAUGAAGAAAAAAUGGCAAAAGAAAGAAAGAAGAAAUUGAAAGAGUUAUUAAUUCAGACAUUCAAGGAAAAUCACCAGUGUCAAAAAAGGUAUUUUUCUGCCUGGCACAAGCUGAUUCUUGAUCAUAGGAUUGAGUUGGGGAAAGCCGGAACCCUGUCUGACUGGAAGCUUCAACUGAAGGUCCUGCGGGCCUGGAGAGACUAUACACGGUCCCAGAAACUGAAGCGGGAGACACAGACCAUGGAAAACGAACUCAGAGAAGAAAACAGAAAACAACAAGUGGCCACUGAGUAUAACCGGAAACAAGUUCUCCAGCACCACUUCACGGAAUGGCAACACUGGCUUCGAGCAGAGACCCUCAGGAGAGAGCUGACUGUGACAAAGGAGGGAACCAGAAAGAAAAUGAAUGAGCUGCUGAAGGCAGCGUCUCUAGGGAAACUCUGCGCAGGUGGGUCAUCAGCCGUCGGUCCCCAUCAGGAGGCAGCAGCCGUGGGAAGUCCACCGGAAAACAGGGGAGAGGUGACUGUUGUACCCCCUCUGUGGGAAAAGCCUCUCUCAGGGGACAGUGAUUAUAUGUCCAGCCCACCUGUGGGCACACCGACAGAGGGCGACCUGCAGGUUCCCUUCCACAGUGCGCCUGACAAGGGUCAACCCCAGCUUGUGGAUACCCAGCCCGCCAGACCGCCCCGCCGCAGAGAGAAGCUCCCGGCCACCAGCCAGCAAGAAGUACCCGUUUACGUGGGUCGUGCUCACAGUCGCGAGGCCUUCCAGCAGCAGCUGAUUGAGAAGCAGAAGAAGAAACUGCAGGAACAGAAUAAGGUCAUUCUGGAGCUGAAGGAAAAGCAGCGGCUGACAGAGGCCCGGUGGGCAAGGGAGCUCUCCACAGCAGUGACCAGAACACAGAUCCGCCUCCUUUCAAACCCCAGAGAAGAGACAAAAAGAGCCAGCAAAGUCCUUCCCGAUUUGCCUCUUGCUUCCCCUGGAACUGAAGAUUGUCAAAGUAAUUCCCGAAAUUCUCUUCCCGGACCCAAAAAGAGUCAGCAGCAGAAGACGGCACCUCAUCCCAUAUUGAAAGCCAUGGAAGAGAGAGCAGUUCAGAGAACAGAACGUAGACGAAUCUUGGCAGAGAAGAAGAAGCAAAAAGAAGAGGAGAAAUUGGCACAGUUAAGGGCCGAAGAGGAGGAGCGUCAGAAGAGGGAAGCAGAAGAAAAAGAAGCUCAGCUUAAGAAAAAAAGAGAAGAGAAAAGACUAAAGAAGAUGAAAGAACUAGAGAGGCAGAAGAGAAUUAAGAGGAAUCAGCAGCUGGAGGCGAUAGCCAAAGAACAUUAUGAAAGGGCCUUGCUGAGGAAAAAAGGUCUGGAACCUUGGAAGAAAUUAAGAAUGCAAAGCAAGCAAAACCUACAGGUCGCCAGAGAACACUACUCUCUGGCCCUCCAGAGGAAAUGCCUGCUCACCUGGUUUCAGUGGAGUCAGGAAAACGUGGCCGAGAAGACAGCACGGAGUGAUCAGUUUUAUUCACAAAUGCUGCUCCGGAGAGCUGUCCGGCGCUGGGCACAGCAUUUGGCUGAUAUGAAGGAAGAAAUACAGAAGAUACGUGAGCAUUUUCUUCAGAAGAAGAUUUUCAGGGCUUGGUGGAACGCAGCCAGGAAGGCCAAACUCCAGUCUCAGAGGAAGCAGGAGAUUGCAGCACAGCACCAUACCAGGAGGAUUGUCUGGAUUACAUUUCAGACAUGGAAGACAUUCACAAGACUUAUGAAAGAGGAAAGGGUGAAAGAAGAAAGGCGAGAGCAACUCCGCAGGAAGGUGGCUGAAAUCCUUCCAGACUUCCGGGCGCCCUCCCCACCCUGACCGUAUCAGCAGAUGCAAGA